UCAUUACUUUUAAAAAUCAAACGUCUUGAGUGGUACCAGACCUUGGAGGAGGUGUUCAUUGAAGUUCAGGUGCCGCCAGGCACUCGCGCCCAGGAUAUCCAGUGCGGCCUGCAGAGCCGGCAUGUGGCGCUGGCCGUGGGUGGCCGCGAGAUCCUCAAGGGCAAACUCUUUGACUCUACAAUAGCUGAUGAGGGAACGUGGACUCCGGAGGAUAGAAAAAUGGUCCGUAUUGUUCUUACAAAGACGAAGAGAGAUGCAGCAAAUUGUUGGACUUCUCUUCUAGAAUCUGAUUAUGCAGCUGACCCUUGGGUGCAAGACCAAAUGCAGAGAAAACUUACAUUAGAGAGAUUCCAGAAAGAAAAUCCUGGUUUUGACUUCAGUGGAGCAGAAAUCUCAGGGAACUACACUAAAGGUGGACCAGAUUUCUCGAAUCUUGAGAAAUAACUGUGCCCUUCUUGCUGCAUUUUGUGGAUCCUAGCAGAUGUUGCCAACUUAAUCAGAGGA
This is a messenger RNA of Bubalus bubalis (water buffalo), 504 nucleotides long. RefSeq names its product nudC domain-containing protein 2-like. Gene Ontology annotation, cellular component: cytoplasm. The record is from RefSeq and is a predicted model, not a curated record. The annotation marks the transcript as partial. NCBI's taxonomy places the organism in Eukaryota, Metazoa, Chordata, Mammalia, Artiodactyla, Bovidae. The transcript has a single exon. Gene Ontology annotation, biological process: protein folding.